Messenger RNA from Rotaria socialis, 5772 nucleotides. Lineage: Eukaryota; Metazoa; Rotifera; Eurotatoria; Philodinida; Philodinidae. The record is from the annotation of a GenBank genome assembly.
AUGUUUUCAAAACAUAUCAAUGACAGAUCUUUAAGUUCAUUGUGUGGGGGUCGUAAUGAUUUUUCAAGUUAUACAAAUCAAAAUAACUCGAGCAAUACUGAAAAUAAUCAGACUCAAAAUGCUCCAACACGCGCAACAACAAACGCAUCACGAUUUGAUAUUGACUGGGACGGUUUAGGAUCCGAUUUAAUUUCAUAUAAUGAAUCUGAAAUGUGUCUACAAGCAUAUACAGUUACUACCGGUAGUCUGACAAAAGUCAUCACGAUCAAUCGCCCAUGUCGGUGCGUGUUACUCAAUCAAGUUUUCAAUUCAAAUGCUAUACUAAGAAAAUUUCUAGCAGUUCUUCGUCCUAUUUUAUACGGAAAAAUCUAUUAUUCUCCAUCAAAUAUUUAUUAUGACAAUAUCAUAAAACAAAUCAAUCAAACAUUUGAAUCCUUAGAUGAACUUGUUCAAGUACUCCGUCAACUACGAUUAUCAAUGAAAUCAACACUUGAAACAUAUCAAUCCAUGUGUGAUACGUUUUCGAACUUGUCAGCAAUGUGUGAACAAAUACCAACCUAUCAAAGAAUGCUAACUUUAUCUGUGAUUUUAACAGAAUUUAUUGCUUGUACAGAAUUGAAUCGUUUUGAAGCAAUGAAUAGCGAACUAGAUAUGAUACAAGCAGGACAAAAUGCAUCUCUAACAAACAAUUUUCUAGCUGCUAUUACAUUUAUGGAUGAUAUAUCGAGUAAUGCAAGUUUACCGGCACAUGUUCGAUUUAAAAUAAGAAUGACACUUGAUCUUGUUGAUAGUACAUUUCAAACUGCAGAUCGAUAUUUUAAAUAUGCACCUCGUACAAGUGCACCAUUGUCAACAAAAUAUCAUUCGUAUACAUUUAUUUAUUUGCAAAACGCCAUUGAACGAGCCAUUAUCAGUGCACAUACAGGAACAAAUUUACCAUACGGUAUAAAAACACAACAAAUGCCUUAUCCAUGUUGGAUCAAUGAUCAAUUUGUUAAUUCAAUUAGUCGAAUGUUACCGUUGUUAAUGGUAUUAAGUUGGAUAUUUACAGUAUCAAUGAAUGUUAAAGAUAUCGUACAAGAAAAAGAAAAACGAUUAAAAGAAAUAAUGAAAAUUAUGGGUUUAAAAGAUUCUGUUCAUUGGUUUACAUGGUUUAUUUUAUGCACAACUAUCAUGAUUCUGACAGCAAUCUUACUUGUACUACUUUUAAAGUUUGGCAAAAUUCUAAAAUUUUCAAAUAUAUUUGUAUUAUUUCUAUUUUUUAUUGCCUAUACGUUUGCAACAAUCACUCAAUGUUUUCUCAUAAGCGUCUUUUUCAACCGAGCCAAUUUAGCUGCAUGCGGUAUUCAUUUACGAAUCUUAAAUAUAAAACUGUGUCUCGAUUGUGUAUAUAUUCUAGGAGCUGGAAUUAUAUAUUUUCUUCUCUAUUUACCAUAUACGAUUGUAAUUAAUUAUAGUGCUCAAAUAAAAACGUGGCAACAAAUCAUUGCCUGUCUUUCAUCGACUGUUUCUUUUGGACUCGGUUGUAAUUAUAUUGCUCGAUUGGAAGGUAUGGCUCAAGGUAUUCAAUGGUUUAAUCUAAAUAAACGCAUGACACCAAAUGAUAAUUUUACAGUUCUCUACUGUAUUAUUAUGAUGUUUAUCGAUUCGAUUAUAUAUAUGCUGUUAGCUAUUUAUAUUGAAAAUGUAUUUCCCGGUGAAUUUGGAAUUCCACAACCAUGGGAUUAUCCAUUUAAAAAGAGCUAUUGGUUUGGUUUUGACGCACAAAGCACCGAUCAGCAGCAAACUGAUGUUGAAAAUGAUCAGGGCGAUGUUGGUGUUAAUAUUAAAAAUUUAUCGAAAUAUUAUGGAAAUAAAAUGGCAUUAAAAGAUUUAUCGGUAAAAUUUUAUCGUAAUAUGAUAACGGCAUUUCUUGGAAGAAAUGGCGCCGGGAAAAGUACAACGUGGUCAAUAUUAACUGGUUUAAUACCACCAUCGAGCGGUACAGUCUAUGUCGAUGGAUAUAAUAUCCUAACGGAUAUAAAGCUAAUACGAAAACGACUCGGUUUCGCUCCGCAAUAUAACAUUUUAUUUGAUUUAUUAACAGUAAAAGAACAUUUGGAAUUUUUUUCUCAAUUGAAAGGUACAUCACAAGAAUUAAUGCAAAGCGAAACAGAAAAGAUGUUAAUAGACUUGACAUUAGAAAACAAAGCAGAAAAUUAUUCAACGGCACUAUCGGGAGGCAUGAAAAGGAAACUUUCUAUUGCCAUUGCAUUUAUUGGGAAUUCGACAACAGUUAUUUUAGAUGAGCCUACAGCAGGUGUUGAUCCAUUUGCUCGACGAGCUAUAUGGGAUCUUGUAUUAAAGUAUAAACCGGGAAGAACCAUUGUUUUAUCAACACAUCAUCUCGAUGAAGCUGAUUUACUAAGUGAUCGUUUAGCCAUCAUAUGUUCCGGUGAAUUAAAAUGUGUUGGCACAACAAUGCACUUAAAACGAGAAUAUGGUGAAGGUUAUCAUUUAAUAGUUGAAUUAAAAUCGGAUGAAACUCAUCAACAACAAGACAAUAAUAAACAUUCGAUGCUUUUCCAACAAUUAACUGACUUCCUUCGAAGAUAUAUACUCGAUAUUAAUAUUAAAGAAGAACACGGUGAUCAAAUAACUUAUGUGAUAAAAGAUGAUGUUGAACAUACGAAAGUGUUUCCAGUGAUGCUUGCUGAACUUGAUGAAAAUAAAACAAAAUAUCAUGUAAAAAGUUACGGUUUAUCAAAUAGUGGUCUUGAACAAGUAUUUCUUCGUGUUGCUGAUGAAAUAAAACGGGCAGAAGAUUAUGAACGUUUAUCACAAUGGAAAAAAUUUCAGAAUCGUACACGAAAAUUAUUUAAAAAAGAAGACAAGCCAAAAAACGCAAGCCUGGCGAACGAAAAUAACGAUGAACAAUUACAGACCAAUACAGGAUUCAGUGACGAAUGGGGUUCACAUACUGCUGAGCGCUAUACAGGUGUGCAAUUUAUAGCCGUGCAAAUAAGUGCAUUAAUGAUAAAACGUUUUCAUCGAACAAAACGCAAUACGAAAGGAUUUAUUGCUGAAAUUAUUCUUCCGAUUCUCUUCAUCUUACUUGCUAUAUUGGUUACAAAAUUGGCACCGAAUCAAUCAGACCCACCGAUGCUUAUUCUUCAUCCGUGGUAUUGGAAUAAACCAAAUCAUAUGUUUCAAUCAUUGCCUAUGAAUGAAAAUGUUUCACUUAUAUCACUUUCCGUAAAAGAUACAUUUACUCAUUCGCCAUCAUUGGGCACACGUUGUAUUAAAACAACAAUUUUCAAUAAAAGAUUGUAUCCAUGUAUGAAUAACGGUAUUGACCAUGUUGAUGUUCAAACGAAUGCGAACGUUAUGAAUGCAUUAAAUAAUGUUAAUUAUAAUCAAACACGUAUAUCACCUGCAUGUGAUUGUUGGGAAAAAAUGCAAACAUGUCCCAUUGGUAGUGGUGGGCCAGCAGCUAGUUAUGAUAUUACUAACACCAGUGAUAUUUUGUAUGAUUUGCAAGGAUUUAAUAUAACCGAUUGGCUUGUAAAAACUGAAUACGAUCUAGAAUAUUUAAUGGCUCGUUUUGGUGGUUUCGAAUUUCAACCAAAUCCUAUAUUGAAUAGUUAUGAUAUUGUCAGUGAAACGUUAAUUAAUCGAAUACUGAACAUUACCAAUCAAUCAUCAACUGAGAACCAAGCGUCGAAAAUUGCUUCACUCUUUCGAAUUAAUCCACCGCAGAUUGCGGUUUGGUAUAAUAAUAAAGGAUGGCCGGCAAGUGUUGCAUUUUUAAACAUAUUCAAUAAUGCUCUAUUAAGAGGUCUAUUAUCACAAGGUAACUCAUCGAUUGAUAUUAGUGAUUACGGUAUAACAGCAAUAAAUCAUCCGUUACCACAAAGUGAACUACAGAUCGAUAGUGAUUUACUAAGUCAAGCUACAUUAGAACUUUUUACAGCUAUUUGUAUUAUAUUUGCAUUGGCAUUCAUACCGGCAAGUUUUCUUGUUUUUCUCAUUGAUGAACGUGUGACAACAUCGAAACAUUUGCAAUUCGUUAGUGGUGUCAAAGGUAUCACUUAUUGGAGUGGAAAUCUUCUGUGGGAUCUAGCAAACUAUUGUGUAUCAAUCGCGUGUUGUAUGGUUAUAUUUCUUAUCUUUAGAAUUGAAGCAUAUAUCUAUAAAACAAAUUUUCUUUGUCUUCUAAUAUUAUUAUUUCUGUAUGGUUUUUCAAUAAUACCUUUGAUGUAUUUAAUAAAUUAUUUUUUUACAACACCAUCAACUGGCUUUGUAUUGAUUUCGUGUGUUAAUAUUUUUAUUGGUUUAAUAACGACGAUAUCAACAUUUAUACUGGAAAGUUUCGAUGACCAAGCUGAUCUCACACGCAUCAAUAGUAUUCUAAAGAAGAUAUUUCUUAUUUUCCCACAUUAUUGUCUUGGUCGAGGUCUAUUUGAUAUGAGCCGAAUACAUGCAAUCAAUACAUUUAGUCUAAAAUAUGUCGCUGGUUAUGUUCCAAUAUCACCAUUUCGAAACGAUAUUGUCGGUCGCAAUUUAAUCUCAUUAUUUUUUCAAGGCAUCAUCUUUUUCGUACUUGCUAUUCUUGCUCAAUAUCGAUUUUUUAUACCUGAUCGUGGUUGUAUGCGUACACCGAAAAAUCUCAAAUCUACGAAUGAAGAUGAUGAUGUUGCUGCUGAACGAACAAGAAUUUAUUUGGAUCCUGAUAAUACAAGUCGUGAUGUUUUACGAAUGGUUGAUUUAGUCAAAGUUUACGGAGGAGCAUUGGGAAAUAAUUUUACAGCUGUUAAAAAAACAUGUGUUGGUGUUAAACAAGGUGAAUGCUUUGGCUUAUUGGGUAUUAAUGGUUCAGGAAAAUCAACCACAUUUAAAAUGCUGACAGGAGAAAUUUCCAUGACAGAUGGAAACGCUUAUGUCAAUAAUCAUAGUGUAAUUAAACAACUAGAUGAUGUUCGACAAAAUAUAGGUUAUUGUCCACAAUUUGAUGCACUGGAUUCAUUAUUAACAGCACGCGAACAUCUUUAUUUCUAUGCUCGAUUAUGUGGAAUCAAACAAAAAAAUAUUCCAUUUAUUACUGAUUGCUUAUUAAAGCGGCUCGGUCUAACGCUCUGGGCUGAUCGACCAGUUCAUCAGUACUCAGGUGGAAAUAAACGAAAGCUAUCUACAGCUAUUUCGCUUAUUGGAAAUCCAUCAAUUAUAUUUAUGGAUGAGCCAACCACAGGAAUGGAUGUACGUGCGAAACGUUUCCUAUGGAAUUGUAUACUAAAACUGACACGUGAAGAUCGAAAAUCAGUAGUCAUAACGUCACAUUCAAUGGAAGAAUGUGAAACAUUAUGCAAUCGACUCGUUAUUAUGGUCAGUGGUGAAUUCAAAUGUCUUGGUAGUGUCCAGCAUUUAAAAGAAAAAUUUGGUGAUGGUUAUACAAUACUUAUUCGAACAAAUAUGGAUACUAAUAGAAAAACUGUUAUUGACUAUAUUCAAAAACAAAUACCAGAAGCUAUUAUCAAGGAAGAACAUAAUAAAAUGAUGCAUUUUCGUGUAUCAAUAAAUGUUUCAUUAUAUCAAAUUUUUAGUAUAUUAGAAAAAGCACGAGAUGAAUUAAAAAGUAUUAUCGAAGAUUAUACGGUUACGCAAGUAACACUUGACGAUAUAUUUGUCAAUUUCGCAAAAGUACAAGAAGAAAAUCAGAUUUCAAAAGAAACAAGCCAAGAUGAAAAUUCUUUCAAAUUAUUGCCGAAAAGAUCCAAUGUUGUCAAACCAAUAUGA